Messenger RNA from Medicago truncatula (barrel medic), 312 nucleotides. Its product is annotated as protein GL2-INTERACTING REPRESSOR 2. NCBI's taxonomy places the organism in Eukaryota, Viridiplantae, Streptophyta, Magnoliopsida, Fabales, Fabaceae. The record is from RefSeq and is a predicted model, not a curated record. The transcript has a single exon. Bases 1 to 312 code for a protein of 103 amino acids.
AUGAGUAAAAGAUCAAGGAGUCCAACGUUGGAAGUGGCAGUGGGGCUGAAAUUGUCACCACCAAGGGCGGCAACCUCGUCGCUAUCAUCGGAAUCUUUAUCGACAGAAUGUGUUCAUUCGUCGGAGGGAUCAUGUGUGUCGGGUGAUGCUGCUGAAGAGACAAAAACCAUGCUUCUUGUUGGUUGCACUCGAUGCCUCAUGUAUGUUAUGGUACCAGAAGUUGAUCCCAAAUGUCCCAAGUGCAAGAGUACUGUGUUGCUUGAUUUUCUUAACAGUGAGGAAAUUACAAGUAAGAAGAAGACAAGCAGCUAG